This is a messenger RNA of Stylophora pistillata, 5684 nucleotides long. RefSeq names its product kinase suppressor of Ras 1. The record is from RefSeq and is a predicted model, not a curated record. Gene Ontology annotation, biological process: protein phosphorylation. Gene Ontology annotation, molecular function: protein serine/threonine kinase activity; ATP binding. NCBI's taxonomy places the organism in Eukaryota, Metazoa, Cnidaria, Anthozoa, Scleractinia, Pocilloporidae.
AGCACAUCGAUCAGUGAUCCAUGAACAGCGUGCUGUAGUAUAACCAUUAUACCAUUAUUGUCUUUCAAUAUACUCCCGGGCACCUGCGAGUUUCGUCCUGUUGUCAUCAAAAUAUCUUCUGGCAGGCACCCGUGUGUUUUGCAAAUCAGGUUGAUAUUGUUGGAGUUUUGAAGCUUACAAGACGAACUUUGAUGGGCUGAUAAACGCCAUUUUUAGUUGGAUGGUUGCUACUAGCUACACCAACCAAUUCAGAUUUUCGACGAUUUUCGCCGGUUAUUUUAUCUGUCAAUCCUUCUGGUCGUUUCAGAGGUAAUACAUAUUCGAACUGGUCCCAGCGACUGCACAAGCUAAGACAAUCCAUAGUGCGGCAGACGUUUGGAAAGUCGGUUAUUAACAGAAGUUUUCUCAUUGAUACGGCGGUUUCGAAUCGAUCGACUCGCUAAUUCAAGGAGUAAUUAGUGGUGGCCGAUUACUUAUCAUCUCAGAAAGAGUUUUGCAGCAAUCAUGCGAACAAACCUCGCGGACUGUGUGUUUGUCAAAGUGAAUAAGAUUUCAUAGUCGAGAUUUUAAGAAAAAAAUACAGUGACAUAAGACUUGCAUCAGUGCCUUUAUUUGUCAUGGAGGCGUUACAUCUGAUCCAUAAACUUGUCCCCGGUCGCCAAAGGAGGUAUCGUCUCAGUUCACAUGGCUUAAAUCGAAGUAUUGAUAGCAUACUGGAUGGCCUUGAUGGUUCGAAACGUCGAGCAUCGUAUCCGGCAAACUCUGAGCUGCGGGCAAUCAAGAGACUGAAAACAGUCAAAAUGUCGACCAACGGACUGGCGGUCUCGAAGGUACUCGAGCAGAUCCAGCUAGUACAGGGUAUGAUAGACAUAAACGCCUCCAGCUUGAACAGUCUACGGACACAGUUCUCCACCAACAGUGACUUGAUCCAGCAGGAAAUUCGCACAUUAGAGGGAAAGCUCGUCAAACUGUUUUCGAGGCAGCUCGUUGCAAAGCAUAAGUGCAACGAAGAUUGGAAUGACUGCGAAAAACUCCGUUAUUAUCCUAAACUAGAACAAUGGCUGCAGGUGGUAGGAAUCAAUGAAGAAGCAAUCAAGAAUUUGGAAGAGAAGUGUAGCACAGUGGAAGGUCUUCUGUCUUUGUCUGAUGAAAAAGUAAAAGCAAUGUUGGAGAAUUAUGCUGAUGGACAAGAAGAAAGUAGGAGGUUAAUUGCAGCUCUGAAACAUCUUCAGGCUUAUACAGAACGACAGAAACAGGGUCAUAAAGACAGCACAUCAGAUAUAUAUUGGGAUUCUUGGGAUACUGGAAAGACAAGAGAAAAGAGCCUUUCCAUCAGCCCCUCUGACCGCUCCUCGCGUUCCUCUGUCACCUUGGACAGUGAUGUGCCCCUGUCAUCACCAAGCUCUGAUGCCGAUACUGAAGGUUCUAGACUGUCGACAUUAUCAGCAAGUGAUACGGAUAGUACUCUGAGUCCCAAGCACAUUGGGAAUUCCCAACCAGCUUAUUUCAAUAUGAUCAAAAGAAGUGUGUCUGAUGAUGCGAAUUUAGGAAACAGAAUAUUUGUGAACAAUAAUGAUAAUCCAUAUCUAAAUAGUGGUAAAAAGCGAGGAGGAAGGCUGGAACCUGUCACUCCCCUCACGAUAAAUAUUCCUAAGAGUACAAGUGGAGAGAUCUCAUUACAUUCUCAGUCUGACUCUGAGUCGGAUCACAAUCUAAGUUCCCAUGCAAUAAACAAUUCUCCAUCAAGGAUAACUCACUAUGGAAUGGGACAUACAAUCAAACACAGAUUUUCACAAAAGGCAUUUAUGGUUAGUCCAGCUUGUGACUACUGCCAUAAGCUUCUUUUGGUUGGCGUAAAAUGCAAAGACUGCAAGCUCAAAUUUCACAAGAAAUGUGCAAAAAAGGCCACUGCUUCCUGUAAGCUUCCUAAAGGGUAUAGUGAAUUUUUCACAGCUCAAGUGCGACGAGCGUUUGAUUACCGGUCUUUACCGAUGAUACGGCCACAUGUGAAGAGAACAAAUUCAGAACCAUCCAGUAUCGCCCUUCAAGUGGAGAAAUAUGUGCGUGAACAGAAAUUCAACCAGAACCGUAGCCACGGUGAUCUGAACACAGUAGACCAGAAAUCUUGGACGCCUGUUCCAACUGAAACACCAAAAGGAGUUGACUCUUGCUCCACGUCAUCGUCUACCUCAUCACCACCCUCUUCGCCUCUUCCGGCAGCAUCAGCUAAUGUUAGUCUGUCUGCACAAGAAGAACUUGACCAGUUUCCAGAGUCACAUUUCUCUUUCACCGAUGUUUCAAAAAUGACAGCUUCCUUGCAUAGUAACGAAAUGAUUGAGUCAACCAGUACCCUGGUUAGGACAGAAAGUGUUAAGUCGCGGCAAAGCAGCAACACCACAACAAGUAAUGACUCGACUUUGUCUGGAGAGGAUGUCCCAGGCAUUGACUCAUUAGACAAUCAAAUUUCUGAUGUAGACCCUGAGAGCAAGACAUGGAACCGGAGCCGAGUGGUUAAUAAAAAGGACAUGCUCUUGGACUUACAUCAACGAGGUAGCCUGAUGUCAGAGUGGGUGAUACCGUUUGAAGAAUUGAAUAUCACGUGGAGUCCACUGGGUAGUGGUAGAUUUGGUAAAGUUUACAGGGGUCACUGGCACGGUGAAGUGGCUGUAAAGAUGAUUGAAAUUGAGAAUCCUACAGAGGAGCAACUCAAUGCCUUUAAGUUCCAAGUUGGAACUUUUAGAAAGACGCGCCAUGAAAAUGUGGUGCUGUUCAUGGGCGCAUGUAUGGAUCCUCCAAAACUUGCCAUCAUAACGAGCAUGUGUCGCGGGUUUUCCCUCUACACGCAUAUUCACGUUCGAAAGGACAACUUUCCUCUGGAUAAAAUUUCACAGCUAUGCACUCAAAUUUCUCAGGGUAUGGGUUAUCUUCACGCCCGAGGUAUCGUUCACACUGACUUACGUUCUAAGAAUGUAUUUCUGGAGUCAUACAAUCGCGUGGUGAUCACAGACUUCGGGUUGUUUAGUGUGGCUGGUUUGACUACCAAAUCUGUCAGGCCAGGAAUGUUAAUGAUCCCACAAGGAUGGCUGCCAUAUUUAGCUCCCGAAAUCCUUCGCUCGCUUACAACCCAACAGGAUGCGCCAGACUCUUCACAGUUCACCAUGGCAACAGAUAUGUAUGCCUUUGGGACUGUCUGGUAUGAGAUGUGUUCUCGCUCAUGGCCAUUUGAGAAAAACAUACCUGAAUCGAUAAUCUGGCAAGUGGGAAAAGGAGUCAAACAGUCGCUAGCAAAUGUAGAUGUUCCUAUGGUAGUUAAGGACACUUUAACAGUUUGUUGGGCAUUCGAGCCAGAUAGACGACCAACUUUCAGUAAUUUGAUCAGAACUUUAGAAAGACUUCCAAAAAUAAGACACCAGCAACGGUUACACAGAAGUCCUUCCCAGCCAUGCACUGUGGGGAGAGGGGCUGAGGCUCUUAUUUGAAGCUAUGAUGUGACUUUUGUGAAUCCUGGCUGUGAUGUAAAAGUGAAUUAUCUUCGCUGUCUUCGACGCUACUUGUUCGGUCUCAAGGUCGCGUUUUUCCCAGUGUAAGCAACUACCUACUGAAUGGAAGUGCAGUAGUCAUUUACGAUCUUUCUCCUUUCACUACUGAAGCAGUGGGUUUGGUUUUCUCCCUCGUGUCUUCAUACGUUCUCACUGAUGGGUCUCUGGAAAUUUCCUUUUUUAUUGGGACUUUUCCAAUUAAAAAUUAACUGGUUUACUCACAUUAUCUAUGAAUUAUAAUUUAUGACCAUUUGAUAAAUAGGAUUGUAACAAAUUGGUCAAUCGAAAAGACUGUCAUGCAAAAGGAGAACACGCAUAUGUAAGUAUAGAAAAGAAGAACCUGUUAAGAUUUAGGAAUAGUAAUUAUUUCUUGAAGUGCGCGAAUUUUUUAAAUUUGAUAAGGCUUUGUCGUAGCUAUCUAAGAAGUUUCAGAAUGCUUCAAGUUUCGCCUUUGUGAGUAGAAGUUUGAGAAGAGGAUUCGAUUAGAUAAACAAAUGUUUAAGUUGUCAAGAACAGGUUUUUUGCUGAAACGAAAUGCUUUUUUUUUUUUGGAAAUUUUUUAUUUUUUUAUUAUUUUUUUUAAUUUUCGAACAGCAUCACGUCCUCUUUGCAUUUUAGAAGUACACAUUUUUUAUGUAUUGUUUUUUUUUUUGUUAUUUAUUCAUUUUUUUAAUUGCUUCAAAAAACGUUUUACUUUUGCCCUGGAACAGUACAAUACUGCAAAUGACCAGGGACGUUUUUAGGAGAAUUUUCUAUUUUUUUUUUUUUUUUUCAAUUUCUUAACUUGUUAUUGUGCGCUAAGCAUGGCACCAGUUUUAAUAAGGAUACACAGAAACCUCCAGGUGCCUUGCGUUUGUGAAAAACAAUGUCGAAACACUUUAGUUUGCUUUCCAUAAGGAAACCGUUUAAUUGGAGGAGAACUUCAAAAUUUUAGUUUGACAUCGAAAAGGUACUGAAAUAGAGAGUGUUACUCACAAAUCAAGGUGGAAGCUCCUUUAAACAGCCUGCUCUGGUAUACUGUUGUACUUCAACCAUCUCCCCAAAUUAUGAUAUAGGCAACACUUAAGUAACUGGGUAGUCAGGUAUAUCAAAAUUAAGCCUUUGACAUAUAUUUCUUGCCUCUCUCUUUGCAUGCUCACAAUUUUAUCAUUUAUGAAGUUUUAUAUUAGUUUUUAGUUUGGUAUAAGUUUGAGCGCAACAAAUUGGUAAUUAACAUUUACGUAGUUUUGAAGUGAACAAGUCCAAGGGCCUUAUCAGGCUUUAGUCUUGAUUUAUGUCUUAAACUUCUCCUUUGUCAAAAUAUUACGGCAGAGGAGGUGCGAUUUCUAACCCAGUAACAGAUCGUAACAGCAAUUUGCAAAGCGUUCGAGGGGAAAGAGUUCUUGAUUUGCUCAAACCGUUAAGUUUAAGAAAACAAAGAGAAUUGUUAGUGUAUUGUCUAGGUCUCUGAGCAUCCAACCAAGGCAACAGACACCUGUUUUUUAACCCUUCACAAAAAGAAAAUUUUAAUUUAUGUCAAAAACGUUUCUUUUUAGCACCAAGCAACAUUGAAAUUGUAGAGGGGGGAGGGGAGAGACAUGAGAAAUAUCGGACAAAUAAUCCAAAUGUAGUAGAGCGUGCGAAGACUUUGGCCUCUUAUGGUACUUCUGAAAAUUAAGUGUCUAGUUAUAUUUCCGCAUAAACCCUUCGGUUUAUUUUCAUCACUAGUCUGCUUGAUAGUGUGUUAAUAGUGUGGGGAUGAUUGAAAUCCUGGUAAUUCGUGGGAGUGAAAGGGUUUAAGUGGCCAGCUUAAGAACUCAGUGUGGUGAACGUAUGGAAUGUGAGUGAAUACAAGUCGUGAAUGAACAUGAAUUUUAGGUAUCAUAUAAGUACAUAAGAAUUGUAAAUAAUUGUUGCAAGUUGUUUUUUACUUACAAAGGCCCCGUAAUACAGGGAUGUAAAUACGUUUGUUUGAGUCCGUUUACUCCAACUAAGGGUAAAUUGUACAAUUUGUCAGGAAACUGUUUAAUGAUUGUUAUAAUUGUAAUAUUUUCAAUAUUUUAGAGACUGUUUGAAGUCUCGUAAAUUAUUAAUUGCUGUAUGCAGUCAGUUGGAUGACCUUCUACUCACAUCUCUGAAUUUAAAAUAAAUUAUCCCUAUUCAACA